Messenger RNA from Brassicogethes aeneus, 1624 nucleotides. NCBI's taxonomy places the organism in Eukaryota, Metazoa, Arthropoda, Insecta, Coleoptera, Nitidulidae. The record is from the annotation of a GenBank genome assembly.
AGAAGAAGCUUUAACACCAACUCUUUUGCCUGGUCAGGUCAGUUUGGAUUCAGCUCUGUGCAGUGUAGAGGCCAAUCAGGAAACAUGUUGCCGAAAGUUGUAGCCGUAGUCGUAGUCUUUCUGGUGGCUUUUGCCAGCGGUGUCCAGAAAUUGGAGACUGUCUUCGAAUGGAAAGAAGUCGAAUUUGCUUGGCCCAGUGAGGAAGCCAAAGCCAACGCUAUCAAAGAGGGGCACUACAUUCCCGCUAAUAAUUUGCCCCUUGGUUUGGAUAGAUGGAAGGACAAACUUUUCAUCACUAUUCCAAAGUGGAAAGCUGGAGUAGCAUCAACCCUAAACUACGUUUCCUUAAACAAUCAAAACAACAAAUCUCCUCAGUUAAUUCCCUAUCCUGACUGGCAAUCCAACACCAUUUCCAAAGAGAACAUAAAGAAAGGAAUUGAAGACAAUCAAAUUGUGUCGACAUUUAGAUUACGCGUGGACCCAUGCGACAGACUUUGGGUGAUGGACACCGGUCUGGAAGAUAUGCUUGGAUCUCGUAGACGAGUAGCUAAACCUGCCCUUGUGGUUUUUGAUCUCAACACUGACAAACUGUUGAGGAGAAUUCCUUUGAAGGAUUCUGUAGUCAAGGAAAAUUCUGCCUUUGCCAAUGUGAUUGUUGAUGUAGAUGUUGAUAAGUGCGAGAAAGCAUUCGUGUAUCUUACCGAUCCCGCACGUCCCGGCAUCGUCGUGUAUUCCUGGGAAAAAAACGAUUUCUGGAGAGCAAAACACAACUUUUUCUACACUGAUCCUCUUAAGGGCGAUUACCAUACUUUGUAUUUCCACCCCUUGGCUUCAAACCGCGAGUUUUCGGUUUCUUCUCGAGUUUUGCAAAAUGAAACGCUUGCUACUGACCUUAACUCGUACCAUCUAUACACUAUGGUAGGCGAUAGAGGAGACAAAACCCAAAGUUCAACAUCAUUUUUCGAUGAAAAAACCAACGUUCUUUUCCUAACUCAACUCCAGAGGGACGGUUUUGCUUGCUGGAAUCCAAAGAAAAAACUUAACUCUGAGAAUCUUGAAUUAAUUGCCUCAGAUAAGAAUGAAAUGAUCUUUACCAACGAAUUGAAGAUUGAUGGAGAAAGAAAUCUCUGGAUUUUUCCUGACCGAAUGCCUGUUUUUCUCUAUGGAACUAUGGAUCCAAACCAAAUCAAUUACAGAAUAUUUAAAACUAAAGUGGAUGAUAUUAUUGCUGGAACCAAAUGUGUAGUUUAGACAAAUUACGUAUAUUAUUGUAUAUUUUAAUAUGUCAGUUAAAUAAUAGUAUAUUGCAUUUAACUUAAAUUGCCAACGACUUUCUAUAAAUUAAUAAAUAAAAGUACUUUCAAGUUUUCUUAAUUUUCGCACACCCUGUUCAUUCAAUUUUUUCAUGGAACUUUAGAGGUAUAUAAAAGUGAUAUAAAUAUUUUGUAACUAUUUUAAGAAAUUUGGCUUUUAUAAUUUGGGUAAUAUAAAAUUUAUGCAAACCACUAUAAAACAAAAAUGUUUAUUGGGAUACGUUGUUUUUAAGUUGGUAUGCUAACGUUAAUUGUAUGUUGCUUUUAUGUUAGUUAUAUGUUGUUUUUUAAUAAAAAAUGGUUAUGUUAUA